AUGACUGAAUAUUAUAGUAUAGCAAAAGAUUUAUAUUCCUUCCUGGAAAAACUCGCUGAUGAUUAUAAAGAGGCCAUUCCAGAGGCCGAAGCUCUUUAUGGUGAAUGCGAAAUAUUCCGCGAAAUAAUUUCAGGUAUUGAAAUAAAAGAAAAAAGAAAAAGUAAGGCAAUUGAAAAGAUAAAGAAGGACAUUGAAGAAGCGAAUAAAAAAGCAAAAGAACUUAUCGAUAAUGCUGGAAACGAAAGAAAUCUCCUUGGUAAAACAGCUUUCAAUAUCAAACUAUUAGCUAAGGCGAAAGGGUAUAGAGCAUUAUUUGACAAAAAAAGAGAAGAAAUAAGGGAGAAUCUGAAAAUCCUUUCUCAAACACAACAUAUUCUACGACCUGAACCUCCAAGUAGAUUACCUGUUCUAGCCAAGCUGUUCUGGACAUCAUCUUUUGGAGAAAACACCAUGUCUGUAGGAUGGUUUGAUUUUACCACAAAAUAUUCACUAGAACUAAUUGUAAAUGUUGAAGAGCUUGAAAGAAUAAAACCUUACUUAUGUGUAAACGAGCAUGUGACCACUUACUCAUUUUACGCCGCAUGCACGCAAUUCGGAUACCCCAUUUUGUGUCCUACACAACCGGUAAUAGACACAAUGGCACUUGCAAACUCAAUUAUCGAUCUAACAAAAGAAUUCUAUUUGCCAACUUUUGGAACUAGAUGGUAUAUGUUGAGAGAUCUAAGAAAAAAGGACCAAGAUAGAGACCAGUUCUGCCAAGCCCUCAAGGACAUCUUUUAUCAAGACAAAGAUAGAUGGGAAUCGAUAAACAAAGCAAGAGGAAUUGUUUCAUCAUUAUUUCAGAGAUACAUGAUGAUCUGGAGAAUAGGCAAAGCUUCCCAAGAAAUGUUUGAUAACGUUGAUUUUCCUGGAAAAAGUCGCAUAAAAACCUUUAUUAGAAUUUGUGAGCCCAUUGAUGAAAUAAAUUACAAAUUUAAUCUUAAUCUUGAAAAUUCAAUUGAUAAAAAACCAUGGGCUAAAGGAAAACCACAAGUAUAUGAUUUUUUACGCACUUUAAUCGAUUUUCAUGAUGAAUAG
Molecule: messenger RNA, 1077 nt
Organism: Linderina pennispora
Lineage: Eukaryota; Fungi; Kickxellomycota; Kickxellomycetes; Kickxellales; Kickxellaceae
Exons: 1
Coding region: 1-1077 (358 amino acids)
Source: RefSeq, a predicted model, not a curated record